UUACUUCGAAUCAUUCACUAUCGUCACAUUAAACCGGCCGGAUUUGCAAAUCAUCCACCAGCGUGUGGAUCUGGAUAUAAAUGUCCCACUCACCACCGCUACAUUUAACCAUCCGGAUGUGGAACACAAUAAUCAGCCUGUGGAUGUAUGUGAUGAUCAUGUGCCAUUGAGCAAUUUCGAUCCAGCAUCGCCGAACAAUUUGGAGUUAACGAUGCCUACGAUUGGUGUUCCACUCUCCACUGCUACAUUGAACCAGCCGGAUCUGGAAGGCAACGAUGUGGAUAUGGAUUUACAUUUCGAUAUAGAUGUCAAUCCGGCACCAGUGAACAAUUCAGAGCAAACGAUGCCCAAAAUUGGUGUUACAUUCAAGCUGAUGAUGUGGAUGAAGGCAUGGAAGUCGACAUGGAUCCAGUCGUUGUGACUCCAGCAAACAUUUCAGUUGACACUGAUGUCGAGAUGUCUAUUGAGGGGGCACCACCGAAUUUGGAUCACGUCUAUGCUAUUGUGCCACCGAUGCCUCAAACACCGUUUCCGAUCACACGACCGAGCGUCAACGUAAAAGCGAUCACCAGACAAUGCCUGGAAAUAAUCUGUGCACUGGAGGCAGCCGGUGGUGAGCCAACAUUCGGAGAGGUGUAUAGACAAUUGGAAGCCGAUGGUGAAACAAGAACGCCAGCUCUAGUAUUUUCGUCCAUUCUGGAGCUAGCCAGUAGCCAACCGAAAUAAUUUCCGACUGGAGAAAAUCGGCGACACAAACGAUUUCGUCAUCAAGCGAAUUUGAAAAAUAUUUUCGCGGUUUGUUGAAUGUGUAGUGGAGAAUUGUCCGUUUGGGCAGUUCUCUUUUUUGUAGUUUACAUUUUUGGAUUUUUUUUCGUGAUUCAAAACGUUGAGCGUUGAGGGUAAAUUCGUUUUUGUAGUUCAAUUUAUUGUUGAAGAUUGUUGAUAGUUGUUGUGCAAUUUGUUGAAUUAAGUUAUUUAUCGUAUGCAUGCUAGCCAUCGUAAGCCAUCUUAAAACCGUUAUCGUUGUUAUUAUUGGUAUAAACCGCCAAAUAAAUUCAUUUUUUUUCGUUAAA
Messenger RNA from Bradysia coprophila, 1073 nucleotides. RefSeq lists its product as uncharacterized. The record is from RefSeq and is a predicted model, not a curated record. Lineage: Eukaryota; Metazoa; Arthropoda; Insecta; Diptera; Sciaridae.